GUUGACCAUUUCAAGAAAGAAGUAACUCCACUCUAAAAAGUGAAACUGGCCUUGGGGAGGAUGCAUCGAUUGCAUCAUCGAGACUGCUGAGAGAUAGCGCCAUGAAGUAUCCAUCAUUUAAAGCUCAGCAUGGAAAACGUUUAUACGAGAUGCAGUUAGGUGUCAGUCUGUGCUGCGUGAGGCAUGUCGGCUGCCGGUCUUUCGGGCGCUUUCCUGCACAGGAGCGCCGACCUGCAUAUGCUUCCAAGAUCUGAGGAGGACGACGAUGAUGGCCGAAGGCAGAAGAGGCGAGAGAAGAACAGGGCAGCGGCACAGAGAAGUCGCAAGAAACAGACACAGCGAGCUGACAGGCUGCACGAGGAGUAUAAAUGUCUGGAGCAGGAGAACCUCUCGCUGAUGAAGGAGGUGCAGACUCUCUCGGAGGAGCAGAGGCGUCUGACAGAGGCUCUGAAAGCGCACGAACCCCUCUGUCUCAUCAUGCACUGCUCUGCUGGCCUGAUGUCACAUGCGAGGCUGGAGCUCCUCGCUGGGGGUCUCCCCAGGUAGAACGGCAGUCAUGGUCAGGGCGAACUCAAGCGCUUCUCACACCUUAUGUGCAGGUCAGGAAUCGACAAGCCCUGGACUCAGUCCCUAGGCAAACCGUCGGAGAUUGGGAAGAACUCCCAAAGGCUGAAGGAGCAUGUCGUUUUCCAGUGGGACGUGCUACGUUUGGGCUGAGCUGUGUUCACUGGAAGCAACUUCUUUGCCUCUUGCAUCCAUCUGUACAUCCUCAUCUGUCCUUAUGGUCUUGUGAUUCAUGACAUGUGCAGACCCACCUGAUGUCCAGUUUUAUUAUCUUUAUCCAUAAUUAUCUGUAUGUACAGAUGCUCCUCUACUUACGAAAUUUCAACUUACGAACUUUCAGACAUACGAACGAAAAGGACUGUAAAUCCAAAUUGUGUUCCUUGGGCUAAUUUUCUCUAAUUCCACCUAGUACGACUUCUGGCCGCUACUCCCGCAUAGCAUGAGUACUCCCAGCAUCCUAGUUCUUUGUACUUGCGUAUACCCUUAAAUGAUGUUGAAUAAUGACUUACGAACAUUUCAAGUUACGAACAGCUUUUCGAAACGUAAUUCAUUCGUAAGUAGAGGAGCGUUUCUGUUAGUGAAUGUUAUAAUCUGCAUUACUUGAAUGUAACACGACACCUUUUGUGGAGUAAGCUGUUCUGUACUUUUUAUGGGAGUUUUUCUCUUUUAUAUAACAAAUAAAAUAAUCGGUGGCUUCGUUGGAA
Brienomyrus brachyistius is the source of this 1268-nucleotide messenger RNA. RefSeq names its product basic leucine zipper transcription factor, ATF-like 3 (gene batf3). The record is from RefSeq and is a predicted model, not a curated record. Gene Ontology annotation, molecular function: DNA-binding transcription factor activity, RNA polymerase II-specific; RNA polymerase II cis-regulatory region sequence-specific DNA binding. Gene Ontology annotation, biological process: regulation of transcription by RNA polymerase II. Bases 184 to 546 code for a protein of 120 amino acids. Gene Ontology annotation, cellular component: nucleus. NCBI's taxonomy places the organism in Eukaryota, Metazoa, Chordata, Actinopteri, Osteoglossiformes, Mormyridae. The transcript is spliced from 3 exons.